Cucumis sativus (cucumber) is the source of this 1610-nucleotide messenger RNA. Its product is annotated as peptide chain release factor PrfB1, chloroplastic. Gene Ontology annotation, cellular component: cytoplasm. The coding region runs from base 28 to 1431 and encodes 467 amino acids. The record is from RefSeq and is a predicted model, not a curated record. Lineage: Eukaryota; Viridiplantae; Streptophyta; Magnoliopsida; Cucurbitales; Cucurbitaceae. The transcript is spliced from 7 exons. Gene Ontology annotation, molecular function: translation release factor activity, codon specific. Gene Ontology annotation, biological process: translational termination.
GAACACUAUACAAACGCUGAUAAAGACAUGGACGUUCUUCACCGCACCUUGUGGCUCGGCACCUCCCCCAUUUUUCUUCCACUUCCCAAAUUUCAAAGUACCGGAGCUUCCAUCUCCCUACAAUUCCGACCAACUUCCCCUUCUCCCCACUUUCGCACUUCUCUCUCAACUCACUCUCGUUUUUCUCUCGUUUCUGUAAGUUGUUGGUUGCUUCCUGCAGUUCCAUUUGCAACGCACGAGAGCCCGGUGGGUGAGGCAAUCGACACUGAUACGCGAGAAUGGGCAAUGCAAGAUUUUUAUACAUUACGGAAAGAAGUGGAAACAACCUCAGAGCGUGUGGAAGAGAUAAGGAACUCUGCUGGUUUGUUACAGUUGGACCAAGAACUUGCGGACUUGGAGUCUAAGGCUGCUGACAACUCUUUUUGGGAUGACAGAUCUAAGGCUCAAAAAGUUCUCAUGGCCAUGACUGAUGUAAAAGAUAAAAUAAAGAUGCUUACUGAUUUCAAAACACAGGUUGAAGAAGCAGAAACAAUCGUUAAACUGACUGAAGAGAUGGACUCUGUAGAUGUUGGGCUUCUUGAAGAGGCAACUAAAAUCAUUAAAGACCUAAACAAGGCACUGGAUCAAUUUGAAUUAUCUGAACUUCUUUCUGGUCCUUAUGACAAAGAAGGAGCUGUCAUCUCUAUCUCUGCUGGAGCUGGGGGCACUGAUGCACAGGUCAAUAUGCAGGAUUGGGCUGACAUGCUCUUGAGGAUGUACGUGAGAUGGGGAGAGAAGCAAAGAUAUAAAACAAGAGUGGUUGAGAAAUCUGCUGGAGAGGAAGCUGGAAUAAAAUCAGCUACAAUUGAAAUUGAAGGCCGUUAUGCUUAUGGAUAUAUAUCUGGGGAGAAAGGAACGCACAGGAUAGUGCGACAGUCUCCUUUUAACUCUAAAGGACUUCGACAGACAAGCUUUUCUGGUGUGGAAGUCAUGCCUCUCCUUCCCGACGAGUCCAUGAAUGUUGAACUGCCAGAAGAGGACCUGGAAAUAAGCUUUUCAAGGGCGGGGGGAAAAGGAGGUCAAAAUGUUAACAAGGUUGAAACGGCUGUCCGAAUCACUCAUAUCCCUACAGGAGUCACGGUUCGAUGCACAGAGGAGAGAUCGCAGCUGGCAAACAAGAUCAAGGCAUUAAGCCGGUUGAAAGCCAAGUUGCUAGUCAUAGCUGAAGAGCAACGUGCAUCCGAAAUCAAGCAAAUACGAGGAGAUGCCGUAAAGGCCGAGUGGGGGCAACAAAUAAGGAAUUAUGUGUUUCAUCCAUACAAGCUAGUGAAAGAUGUUAGGACAGGAUAUGAGACAUCAGACAUUGUCUCUGUAAUGGAUGGCGAAUUGGAGCCCUUCAUCAAAGCUUACCUAAAAUACAAAUAUAGCAUUGCAUUAUCGACAGGAGAUUAAUUAAAAUUUGGCAUUAACUAAUCUUAGUCAGCCUUGAUUGUUGGUGUAUUCCGCAUAUUGUUCUUACCUUACUAUAUUCAAAAUAACAAGGGCACGAGGCUAAGUUCAAAAUUGCAACCUCGGUGAAUUUUGAUUCAUUCAAUAUUAAUCCUUUCAAUUGCUAAGUUCAUGUUUUGUAA